Molecule: messenger RNA, 14729 nt
Organism: Gracilinanus agilis (Agile Gracile Mouse Opossum)
Lineage: Eukaryota; Metazoa; Chordata; Mammalia; Didelphimorphia; Didelphidae
Gene: ANK2
Product: ankyrin 2
Exons: 51
Coding region: 1-12549 (4182 amino acids)
Biological process (GO): signal transduction; protein localization to T-tubule; regulation of cardiac muscle contraction
Cellular component (GO): T-tubule
Molecular function (GO): protein binding
Source: RefSeq, a predicted model, not a curated record
AUGGGCAAUGCAGCUCUCUGCCAGUCUUGUCAUACAGAGAAGAGCAUAAGAGCGCAAGGAAACAUGCAAGAGUUGGAUAAAACCCCAGAUUACUAUGGCUACAACUGUGAGGAUGUCAGAGAGUCUGAGGCUCUGUCUGACAGCAAUGCCAGCUUCCUCAGAGCAGCCAGAGCUGGCAAUCUUGACAAAGUCGUGGAAUAUCUGAAGGGAGGAAUAGACAUCAAUACAUGCAAUCAGAAUGGACUCAAUGCCUUGCACCUGGCAGCCAAGGAAGGCCAUGUGGGACUGGUCCAAGAGUUGUUGGGAAGAGGAUCAGCAGUAGAUUCUGCCACUAAGAAGGGGAAUACAGCUCUACACAUUGCAUCUUUGGCGGGACAAGCUGAAGUUGUCAAAGUUCUGGUUAAAGAAGGAGCCAAUAUUAAUGCGCAGUCUCAGAAUGGCUUCACUCCUCUAUAUAUGGCGGCUCAAGAGAACCACAUUGAUGUAGUGAAAUACUUGUUGGAAAAUGGAGCUAAUCAGAGCACUGCUACUGAGGAUGGCUUCACCCCCCUGGCUGUGGCACUGCAACAGGGACACAACCAAGCUGUGGCCAUCCUCCUGGAGAAUGAUACCAAGGGGAAAGUCCGCCUGCCUGCUCUGCAUAUUGCUGCUAGGAAAGACGAUACCAAAUCUGCAGCCCUCCUGCUCCAAAAUGACCACAAUGCUGAUGUUCAAUCCAAGAUGAUGGUGAAUAGGACAACUGAGAGUGGUUUUACCCCAUUGCACAUAGCUGCACACUAUGGAAACGUUAAUGUGGCGACACUUCUUCUCAACCGAGGAGCCGCUGUGGACUUCACAGCUAGGAAUGGAAUCACUCCUUUGCAUGUGGCUUCCAAAAGGGGAAAUACAAAUAUGGUGAAGCUCUUACUGGAUCGUGGAGGUCAGAUUGAUGCCAAAACUAGGGACGGGCUGACACCACUUCAUUGUGCAGCACGGAGUGGGCAUGACCAGGUGGUAGAACUUCUUCUAGAACGAGGAGCCCCCUUGCUGGCAAGGACCAAGAAUGGACUAUCUCCACUCCACAUGGCUGCACAAGGGGACCAUGUUGAAUGUGUUAAGCACCUGCUACAACAUAAAGCCCCAGUGGAUGAUGUCACCCUGGAUUACCUAACUGCCCUCCACGUUGCUGCACACUGUGGCCACUACCGUGUGACCAAACUUCUCCUGGACAAGAGAGCCAAUCCCAACGCCAGAGCCUUGAAUGGUUUUACUCCACUGCACAUUGCGUGCAAGAAAAAUCGCAUCAAAGUCAUGGAACUGCUGGUGAAAUAUGGGGCUUCAAUCCAGGCUAUAACAGAGUCUGGCCUCACACCAAUACAUGUGGCUGCUUUCAUGGGCCACCUGAACAUAGUCCUCCUUCUGCUGCAAAAUGGAGCCUCUCCAGAUGUCACUAACAUUCGUGGAGAGACUGCACUACAUAUGGCAGCCCGGGCUGGGCAGGUGGAAGUAGUCCGUUGCCUUCUAAGAAAUGGUGCUCUUGUGGAUGCCAGAGCCAGGGAGGAACAGACUCCCUUGCACAUUGCUUCUCGCCUGGGUAAGACAGAAAUAGUCCAGCUGCUCCUACAACAUAUGGCUCACCCAGAUGCAGCCACUAAAAAUGGAUACACACCCCUGCACAUCUCGGCUAGGGAAGGCCAGGUCGAUGUGGCAUCGGUACUUCUGGAAGCAGGAGCAGCACACUCUUUAGCUACCAAGAAGGGAUUUACUCCACUGCAUGUAGCUGCAAAAUAUGGGAGCUUGGAUGUGGCAAAAUUGCUCUUUCAGCGUCGCGCUUCCCCAGAUUCUGCUGGCAAGAACGGCCUCACCCCACUCCAUGUUGCUGCUCAUUAUGACAACCAGAAGGUGGCGCUGCUGUUACUGGAGAAAGGUGCAUCUCCUCAUGCCACUGCCAAGAAUGGAUAUACUCCACUGCAUAUUGCUGCUAAGAAGAAUCAGAUGCAAAUAGCUACCACAUUAUUGAACUAUGGAGCAGAGACCAAUAUUGUGACUAAGCAAGGGGUCACCCCACUUCAUCUGGCUUCCCAGGAAGGCCAUACUGACAUGGUAACUCUGCUCCUGGAUAAAGGAUCCAACAUCCACAUGUCAACAAAGAGUGGACUGACAUCCUUGCAUCUUGCCGCUCAGGAAGAUAAAGUGAAUGUCGCUGAAAUCCUUACUAAGCAUGGCGCCAACAAGGAUGCUCAAACUAAGCUUGGUUACACUCCUUUAAUUGUGGCCUGCCACUAUGGAAAUGUAAAAAUGGUCAACUUUCUUCUGAAGCAAGGAGCAAAUGUCAAUGCAAAAACCAAGAAUGGCUACACUCCUCUGCAUCAGGCUGCCCAACAAGGUCACACUCACAUCAUCAAUGUUCUUCUCCAGCAUGGGGCUAAACCAAAUGCUAUUACUGCUAAUGGCAACACUGCUCUAGCGAUUGCUAAACGCCUGGGCUACAUCUCUGUGGUCGAUACGCUGAAGGUUGUCACCGAGGAGGUCACUACCACCACAACGACUGUUACUGAAAAACAUAAGCUAAAUGUACCUGAGACAAUGACGGAGGUCCUUGAUGUUUCUGAUGAAGAAGCCUUAAAACAGUCUGGCGGCCACUUUUCUGAUGGUGAAGCACUUAGUGACUCAGGUGAAGAUACCAUGACAGGAGAUGGUGGAGAAUACUUGAGACCUGAAGACCUGAAAGAAUUAGGUGAUGACUCUCUGCCCAGCAGCCAGUUCCUUGAUGGUAUGAGUUACCUGAGAUACAGCUUAGAGGGAGGACGAUCUGACAGCCUUCGAUCCUUCAGUUCAGACAGGUCCCACACUCUGAGCCAUGCCUCCUACCUGAGGGAUAGUGCCAUGAUUGACGAGACAGUUGUGAUCCCCAGCCACCAGGUAUCAACUCUGGCCAAGGAGGCAGAAAGGACUUCCUAUCGUCUCAGCUGGGGUACUGACCAUUUAGAUAAUGUGGCUCUUUCUUCCAGUCCAAUUCAUUCUGGCCGCUCAUCUCCGUGUCUUGAUCAUGACAACAGCAGUUUCCUGGUUAGUUUUAUGGUGGAUGCCCGAGGUGGUGCUAUGCGUGGCUGCAGACACAAUGGGCUCAGGAUUAUUAUUCCACCUCGGAAAUGUACCGCCCCAACACGAGUCACUUGCCGACUAGUCAAACGCCAUAGACUGGCCACAAUGCCCCCAAUGGUGGAAGGAGAAGGCCUGGCCAGCCGUCUGAUUGAAGUUGGACCUUCUGGCGCUCAGUUCCUUGGUAAACUUCACCUGCCAACGGCUCCUCCCCCACUUAAUGAGGGAGAAAGCUUGGUCAGCCGAAUCCUUCAGCUGGGGCCUCCUGGAACCAAAUUCCUUGGGCCUGUGAUUGUGGAGAUUCCUCAUUUUGCGGCUCUUCGAGGAAAGGAGAGGGAACUGGUGAUUCUUCGAAGUGAAAAUGGGGACAGCUGGAAAGAGCAUUAUUGUGAAUACACAGAGGAUGAAUUGAAUGAAAUUCUAAAUGGCAUGGAUGAAGUGCUUGAUAGCCCCGAAGACUUAGAAAAGAAACGAAUAUGUCGCAUCAUCACUCGAGACUUCCCACAGUACUUUGCAGUUGUGUCCCGGAUCAAGCAAGAUAGCAAUUUGAUUGGACCAGAGGGAGGUGUGCUAAGCAGCACCGUGGUAUCCCAAGUGCAGGCCGUCUUCCCCGAGGGAGCACUGACAAAGCGGAUCCGUGUUGGUUUGCAGGCCCAACCUAUGCACAGUGAACUCAUUAGGAAGAUCCUGGGCAACAAAGCAACUUUCAGCCCUAUAGUCACUUUAGAACCCAGAAGAAGAAAAUUUCACAAGCCAAUCACAAUGACAAUUCCUGUGCCCAAAGCCUCCAGUGAUGGCAUGCUGAAUGGUUUUGGGGGUGACACACCUACUUUAAGGUUACUAUGCAGCAUAACAGGUGGAACAACUCCGGCACAGUGGGAAGAUAUCACAGGGACCACACCACUCACAUUUGUCAAUGAAUGUGUUUCCUUUACAACCAAUGUAUCUGCCAGGUUCUGGUUGAUAGACUGUCGACAAAUUCAAGAAUCUGUUACUUUCGCUUCCCAAGUGUAUAGAGAGAUUAUCUGUGUACCCUAUAUGGCCAAAUUUGUAGUUUUUGCCAAAUCACAGGAUCCCAUCGAAGCACGGUUGCGAUGUUUCUGCAUGACCGAUGACAAAGUGGACAAGACCCUGGAGCAACAGGAAAACUUUGCUGAAGUCGCCAGGAGCAGAGAUGUGGAGGUAUUAGAAGGAAAACCUAUCUACGUGGACUGCUUUGGGAAUCUGGUACCACUAACAAAGAGUGGUCAACAUCACAUAUUCAGUUUUUUUGCCUUCAAGGAAAACAGACUUCCACUAUUUGUCAAGGUACGGGAUACAACUCAGGAACCUUGUGGAAGACUUUCAUUUAUGAAGGAGCCCAAAUCUACAAGAGGAUUAGUGCAUCAAGCAAUCUGCAACUUAAAUAUCACAUUGCCACUUUAUACUAAGGAGUCAGAAUCAGAUCCAGAACAGGAGGAAGAGAUCGAUAUGACAUCAGAAAAAAACGAUGAGACAGAAUCUACAGAAACAUCUGUCGUGAAAAGCCACCUCGUUAAUGAAGUUCCCGUCCUAGCGAGUCCGGACUUGCUCUCUGAAGUUUCUGAGAUGAAGCAAGACUUGAUCAAGAUGACUGCCAUCUUGACAACUGAUGCCUCAGAUAAGACAGGCUCUAUUAAGGUGAAAGAGUUGGUGAAGGCAGCUGAUGAAGAGCCAGGCGAGCCCUUUGAAAUUGUUGAAAGAGUUAAGGAGGACUUAGAGAAAGUGAAUGAAAUUUUGAGAAGUGGAACAUGCACCAGAGAAGAACGCCUGACUCAGAAGUCUCAGUCAGGGAGAGAAUUAGUAGAAGAAGAGUGGGUUAUUGUCAGUGAUGAGGAAAUCGAAGAGGCUAAGCAAAAGGCACCUUUAGAAGUCACUGAAUCUCCAUGUGUAGAGGUUAGAAUAGAAAGAGGGAAAAAAGAAGAAGCUCAAAAAGACCAAACUGCAAUAGUGAAGUAUCUCACUGAUGAUCUAAAUUCCUAUGAGGCUCAUCAUGAAGUGCGGCCACAAACAGGCCACGAUUCAGUAGGAAAAAAAUCUGGGGCUACUGUUAUUAGCAGGAGCUCAGAAAAGGAGGGGCAAGCUGAGACACAGAGUACACAAGAACCACACAGACCAACCUUGGGGAUAAAGAAGCCAGUGAGGAGGAAAUUAAAAGAAAAGCAGAAGCAGAAGGAGGGAAAGUUACAAACCAGUGAAGGAACAACUGACCUUAAGAAAGGUAGCUCAGAGGAGUCAUUAGAUGAGGAAUCAGGCUUAGCGCCUGAAGCUGUCCCCAGUGUCAGAGCUGUGUCCCCAGUGAUAGAAGAAACCCCUAUUGGCUCUAUAAAAGACAAAGUAAAGGCACUUCAGAAACGAGUAGAAGAUGAACAGAAAGGCCGCAGUAAAUUGCCUGUCAGGGUGAAAGGUAAAGAGGGUAUAGCUCAGGAGGUCCCUAAAAAGACAAUUCACAGGUCACAUCUACCUGUAUCACCCUCUGCUAAAACAGAAAGACAUGCACCUGCCUCACCAUCCACUAAGACAGAUAGACAUCCUCCUGUUUCGGGCUCAACUAAAACAGAGAAACAUUCACCUAUAUCACCCUCAGCCAGACCUAUGUCAUCUUCUGGGAAAACAGAAAAACACCCACCUGUAUCACCAUCCAGCAAAAUGGAGAGACGCCCACCUGUAUCACCUUCUGGGAAAACAGAGAAACACUCGUCUGCAUCGCCUUCUGGGAAAAUAGAGAAGCACCUACCUAUAUCACCCUCUGGGAAAACAGAAAGACACUCUUCCAUUUCACCAUCCUCAAAAACAGAAAAACAUCCACCUGUAUCACCAUCCUCAAGAACAGAGAAACAUCCACUUGUCUCACCCUCCUCAAAAACAGAGAAGCACCCACCUGUUUCACCCUCCUCAAAAACAGAGAAGCACCCACCUGUUUCCCCAUCUUCAAGAACAGAAAGACUUGAAGAGACAAUGUCAGUCAGAGAAUUGAUGAAAGCCUUCCAAUCCGGGCAGGACCCAUCAAAACAUAAAGCUGGAUUAUUUGAGCAUAAAUCAACAAAACAAAAACAGCCACAAGAGAAAGGAAAAGCCCGGCUAGAAAAAGAGAGGGGGCAGGCACUAACACAGAAAGAAAGCCCCCAGAAACCAGACAGUCAGACAAUCAAACGAGGCCAGAAAUUUCAGGCAACAGCUUCUCCUGACUCCAAGAGAGGAGCUCGGGUUUCCUCUGGAGGCAUUAAGAGAGAAGAUGUACUUGGAGGGAAGGAGAAGGGCUUGGGUCUUAAAAUAACUGAACCCACUCACUCAGUGCUUCAGGAAGAAAGCCCCAAAGAGAGUGCCUUUACAAAGGGAAAGGGAGCUGAUGAACUGGGAGACCUUGAUCUUCAGAUCAGUCCAGACAGAAAAACCUCAACUGACUUUUCUGAGGUCAUUAAGGAAGAACUAGAAGACAAUGACAGAUACCAACAGUUCCGACAACAUGAGAACACAGAAAAGGCACAGGUCCACUUAGAUCAAGUGCUGACAAGUCCAUUCAAUGCCACUUUUCCAUCUGAUUACAUGAAGGAUGGGUUUUUACCAGCACUGACUUUACAGAGCAGUGCUUUGGACGGCAGCUGUGAAAGCCUUAAACAUGAAGGGGUGGUUGAUUCUCCAUGUGGAAGCAUCAUGGAAGGGACACCUCAAGUUAGCUCAGAAGAAAGCUACAAGCAUGAGGGGCUCGCAGAGACUCCUGAGACAAGUCCCGAAAGCCUUUCUUUCUCACCAAAGAAAACUGAUGAGCAAACUGGGGAAACAAAGGAUUCUGCUGUGAUAGAUGGGCCAACUGAAACCCAUUCAACAAAACAAUCCUCUACAACCAAAGAUAUUGUUGAAGCUUCUGAAAAGCCACAUGCUAUAGUAGUUGAUGAGGCUAUGAAGCCCACUGAUGAGUGUUCUUCAAAAGAUGUGGACUGUUCUAGAGACAGACAAGAAGUUAGUUGUAUGAGCACCAGCAGCUGUAGUACAAAAGUACCCAAAGAAGCAUCAGAAGAAAUUACCAAGAAAGCUACUGAUGAAAGUCAAUUGAUGCUUGAUAGUUCAACCUCCCUGACACAAACUGGUGAUGAGGAUACAGAAUCGACCACCAUUGAACACACUGCUCUGACAAGAACUUCAGAGGUUUCUGACACACCCAUCCAGAAAAAGGAAAUCUUGGACUCCUCUGUAAAGGAAGGUAAGGAGACAGAAUCUGAACACCGUGGAACUGUUAGAAGCCCCCAAGGACUAGAACUUUCUCUUCCCAGCCAUGAUAGUGAAGGACUCAGCCCUGUAGCUGAUGAGUCAUUGGCAAUCAGUCACAAAGACUCUUUGGAAGCAAGUCCAGUUCUAGAAGAUAAUUCUUCCCACAAAACCCCUGAUUCUCUGGAGCCAAGUCCUUUGAAGGAAUCCCCUUGCCGUGAUUCCCUUGAAAGCAGUCCUGUUGAGCCAAAGAUGAAACCUGGAAUCCUGACAGGUCACAUUCCAUUUCCUGCACCCUCCACCAAAGCCGAAGUCUUCACAGAACUAGCUUCCGUGCGUUCGAGGCUUCUUCGUGACCCUGAUGGUAGUGCUGAGGAUGAUAGCUUGGAACAAACCUCUUUGAUGGAGAGUUCUGGAAAGAGUCCUCUUUCUCCUGACACCCCUAGUUCAGAAGAAGUUAGUUAUGAAAUCACUCCAAAAGCAACUGAUGCUGAUGCCCCUAAGCCAGCUGUCAUCCCUGAAUGUACAGAAGAAGAUGAUUCAGAAAAUGGAGAAAAGAAGAGAUUCACCCCUGAAGAAGAAAUGUUUAAAAUGGUAACCAAGAUUAAAAUGUUUGAUGAGCUUGAACAGGAAGCCAAACAGAAGAGGGACUGCAAAAAGGAAUGUAAACAGGAAGAGUCCUCUCCAGGAUCUGACCCAGAUGCUGACAGGACAGUUGCAGCAGAAGAACCAAAGUCUAUGGGGAGUGAGGAAAAGGAAGGGGACACACUGGUAGUAGUGAUAUCUGAAAGCAGAAAGACAUCUUCAUCUUCAGAGAGUGAACCUGAGUUGACUCAGUUGAAGAAGGGUGUUGACUCAGGACUCCUACUGGAACCAGUUAUCCGAGUACAGCCUCCUUCUCCACUUCCAUCUGACAUAGAUUCUAAUUCCAGCCCUGAAGAAGGAUUCCAACCCAUCGUUUCUAAGCAAUACACUUUCAAAAUGGAAGAAGAAACACAGGAAGAACCAGAAAAAUCAACAAUGGACAAAGAUUCUGAAUCCCCUUCUCCCGAGGAAAGACAUACCAUUUCUGAUGAAGAAUCAGAGGCUCUACAUUCUGAUCCAGUCAAGGAGAUAGAAACUGUUGGAGCAAAGACUUGUACUGGACACGGAUGUGAACCUGGCAGUCCUACUAAGCCAGACAUUCCCUUCCAUCCAGGUGUCCAAACUUCCACUAGUGAUGAUGCUGAAGAAGAUUUGGUAGCCCACAAAGAAUCAUUAAAUCAUCAAGAUAUUCUUGAGAAUGAUAUAGCAGGACAAAAACAAGAUAGCGAUUUUGCCAGAGCUGAAUCUACCAAAGUAGAUUGUCCCUGCGAAGAAAGCUCUCAGAUCUUGCCCUCAGUUUCCCAUUGCUCAACCUCUGAUGAAAUGGAACAAGAUAAAGAUAUUUCUGCCAUCUCCUCAACUACAGAAGUGUGUGUGGCAAAAAGUGAUGACAGUUUUGAGAGCUCUCCCAAGAACAUUCCUACUGAAGAUCCAUCCAUUACUACUGAGACAGGUAAAUUGUCCCCAGGUGUCCCUGUAACCGAUUCAGUUGACACUGAUGAAUUGUAUGCCCCGCAGAUCACAAGCCCUUAUGAAAAUGUCCCUUCCCAAUACUUUUUCUCUAGUGAAGAAAGUAGGACCAAAACAAUCACCAGACAGACAGGAAACUUGCUUUCUACUGAAGCUCAUUCGGUUACUAUAAAAUCCUCUAUCGAUGAUAUGAUAGUAGAGAGUUCCUUUAGUGGAUCUGUUUCAAAGGAAACAUCACUUUUUGAAGACCAGUACAUGGAAAUAGAAUCAAAACAAGAAAGUUCCCUGCAAACUGGUGACACUGCCUCAUCCCUAGAAACUACUGCCUCUGCCAGUGAGCAGAGGAGUAAAGUCAUCAUCACCAAAACUGAUGUGGAUUCUGAUUCCUGGAGUGAAAUACGGGAAGACGAUGAAGCAUUCGAGGCUCGAGUGAAAGAAGAAGAACAAAAGAUUUUUGGACUGAUGGUAGAUAGGCAGUCACAGGGUACAACACCUGACACCACACCUGCUAGAACUCCAACUGAAGAGGGGACACCUACAAGUGAGCAAAAUCCCUUUCUCUUCCAAGAAGGAAAACUGUUUGAAAUGACCAGAAGUGGUGCCAUUGACAUGACCAAAAGAACCUAUGCUGAUGAAAGUUUCCACUUUUUCCAAAUUGGGCAGCAGACCAGCCAAGAGACUUUAUCCAAAGACAUAAAAGAAGGGAUGACCAUAGUGGAGCCUUCUCAGUUGGAAAAAUUGCCAGAAUCAGUGGUAGAUGCAGAGGAAACAAUUGCACAAGAAACAGAUUUGCCACCAGAAGACUUGAGUGAGAGAGUAGAAGAAAAAGCUUCUGCAAAUACUGGAGCCACCAAAGCUGAGCAGACAUCAAGAAUUCCAGUUAAAGUGGGAAUUUCAGCUUCUUCUCAAUCAACUACAAAAGAAAUUAUUUCCACAGAUGCUACAGAAACUGAGACUUUCUCCCCUCAGGAAAUUGGUGACAUGCCCAGUGUGUCCAGCACAGCUCAGAUGCCUUGUUCUGACACCUCUGAGCCUAUCACAGAAGUUCAGUUAGAUUUUUCUACUGUCACCAGAUCUGUCUAUUCUGAACGAGAAGAUGAUUCACCAGAUUCUUCCCCCGAGGAUCAGAAAUCUGUGAUUGAAAUACCAACUGGAGCUACAGAGAACGUGCCUUCUGCUGAAAGCAAGUCCAAAAUUCCUGUCCGGACUCUACCAGCUUCAUCCCUAGAACUGCCAGCCCUAGAAAGUGAGGGUUCCAUUUCUGAGGAUUCUGCACUCAGCCCAAAUGAUGAAAGUAAGGAUGAUGAAACAAAACCAAAGUCUAAGAUCCCCAUCAAAGCUUCCUUCCAAAGAGUUGAGCAGCAGUUUACACACACAGAGACAUCUGAGCAGCAGACAACGACUUCUCAACCCCCAGACCCAAUAAGCAAAGGAUCUGAUAAUCGGAGUAAAUCUGAAUCUGAUGCUAGUUCUUGGGACUCAAAGACCAAGAGUUCAGUAAAGGCUAGGAGUUGUAGUGAGGUAGAAUCAGAGACCAGAGAGAGUUCAGGAGAAACCCAGCUUGAGUUAGAAACAGAUGAGGGAUCUCUUCAACCAAAGACAUUUUCCUCAAGGUUGCCAGUUAAAAGCAGAAACACCUCCUCGUACUGCAGGUCUGUUAGUCCCACAAAAGAUAGUAAGGAACAUUUUUUUGACCUUUACAAAAAUUCUAUAGAGUUCUUUGAGGAGAUUAGUGAUGAAGCUUCCAAGUUAGUAGAUAGGCUUACCCAGUCAGAGAGGGAGCAAGAAUUAGUAUCAGACGAUGAAAGCAGCAGUGCCCUGGAAGUUUCUGUAAUUGAAAAUGUGCUACCCGUUGAGACCGAGCAGUCAGUGCGAGAGGACAUCUUUGAUACCAGGCCCAUUUGGGAUGAGUCCAUUGAGACUCUGAUUGAGCGCAUUCCUGAUGACAAUGGCCAUGAUCAUGCUGAAGAUCUGCAGGAUGAGCAAGAGCGUAUUGAAGAAAGGUUGGCUCAUAUCGCUGAUCAUCUUGGCUUUAGUUGGACAGAAUUAGCAAGAGAACUAGAUUUCACAGAAGAACAAAUUCACCAAAUCCGAAUUGAGAACCCCAAUUCCCUACAGGACCAGAGUCAUGCAUUACUGAAAUACUGGCUUGAAAGAGAUGGUAAACAUGCCACAGACAAUAGCCUCACUGAGUGUCUAACUAAGAUCAAUCGAAUGGAUAUUGUCCACCUAAUGGAAACUAGCACCAUGGAACCUCUCCAAGAACGUACUAGUCGUAGUUAUGCAGAGAUUGAGCAGACAAUUGCACUGGACCAUAGUGAAGGGUUUUCAGUACUGCAGGAAGAGAUGUGCACCCCACAGCACAAGAAAGGAGAGCAAGCUGUUUCUAAAGAGCAAGAGCCAUCAUCUGACCAUCCUCCCAUUGUCUCUGAAGAGGACAUUUCUGUUGGCUAUUCUUCCUUUCAGGAUGGUAUCCCUAAAACUGAGGGAGACUUGACAGUGGAAGAGCUUACUCAACAGACUCACAAAGAAGGAGUGCAAACUGAGUUCUCAGGGAAAUUUGAAGAUUUAAUAGAAGAGUCAUCUGUCGACCACCAGCAAGAAUAUUUUGUCACCACUCCAGGAACUGAACAGGAAGAAGCAAGAAAAGUUGUCCAAGUGUCUGGUUCUCUUAGCAAAACACCCGAAGAAAUUACUGCAACUUCUGAAGAAGAGAGGCUCUACCUCCAUACCCCAACAUCCAGUGAUCAAGGAGAAUCUCCCAUUGUCCAAGAGCCUGAAGAGCUCCCAUUAAAUAAGGAAGCCAGUUCUUCUCCAAGGAGAAGUAGUCUUGUGAUUGUAGAGUCAGCUGAUGACCAACCACAGAAAUUUGAGAAAUUUGAAGAGGAAUCUUUUGAAAAGGAGCUCACCAAGGAAUUAGGUGAGCUGGAUGUCAGCUCAGAUGAGGAUGCUAUGGUAACCACCAGGGUUGUUCGUCGCCGAGUGAUAAUUCAGGGAGAUGAUAUGCCUGAAAUACCACCAGAAACUGUAACAGAAGAAGAAUACACCGAUGAACAUGGACACACUGUAGUGAAGAAGGUUACGAGAAAGGUCAUUAGGCGGUACAUAUCCCCAGAAGGCAUAGAAAAAGAAGAUGUUACUAUGUGUGGAACACUACAGGAGCCGGUGAACAUUGAGGAAGGAGAUGGUUAUUCCAAGGUUAUAAAGCGUGUGGUGCUGAAGAGUGACAGUGAACAGUCAGAGGUAACUUUCUCUGAGCCCAGUGCUUCCCACUUUCAGUCUGAACCUGUGGAAGGCCGUAAGGUCAGCAAGGUUGUUAAGACAACUGUGGUACAUGGAGAAAGGAUGGAGAAACAUCUGGGGGAUGCUAGUUUAGCUACUGAUCUUCCAUCAGCCAAAGAUGACUUUGAGGAGGCUUUGAGUUAUACAGGUAGCCAUGGAAAAGUCCACCUACCCAGUUUAGUAGAAAAUGAGAUCACGAAAGAGGAUGGAUCAGUUAUUAAAAGGACAACAAUGAAUAAAGCCAGGACACAGAAGAGGACUGUGGUAAAGGACCAGCAUGGAAAACACAUUCACUUGGAACAGCUGGAGGAUGUACCAGAAGCACUCAACCCAGACGACCUCCAGCACGACCUCCAGCAACUUCUUAGACAUUUCUGUAGGGAGGACUGGAAGCAUGAGGCCAAAUGAGGGGCUGCCCACAUCUCAUACCAGAAACCACGUACCCACUUAGUAUGCAGCUUUCACUUUCUUCCCUAGGUGUAGUGAUCAUAAAAUUGCCUAAUUAAUGGGAUACACUGGCAUUUCUACUUCUAUCACACAUCGUGCUUUUGGUUUUCUUUCUUUCUUCUUUCUUUUCUUUUCUUUUUUUUCUCUUCUUUUGUUUUUAACUGUAAGCUAAUUUGUGACCAAAGAUAGUAUCCUUCAUUCUGGAUGGUUUAUCCACUAAAUUGUUGUCUUUGUGCUCUCCUGGGAACUGGCCACCUCCGUUGUUCCUUCGCUUCUGCGCUCGUUCCACGAGAAUCCAUUGAUCUGGACAGCAUCAUCUGCAGGCCUCUUCGAGUGACCACGUAUAUGUUCUGAUGAAAAAGGAAUACCGACACAAACUGUACAUAGCUAAAGUGCUUGAACUCACAAAACUUUAAAAAAAAAUUGUCUAUCAUGACUACACUUAUCAUCCUGGAAUAAAGUGUUUAUAGAAAUUGCUGAACAAUGAUUAAUAAAGAUAUUGCUAACACAAUCGACUGAAAAUACAGAUCUGCUGCAAAGGCGCCCUUCCAACCUCCCUUGUCCAUAGGACUUCCAGCUUAGUGACCUCUUGCCACGAAGGGCUAAGGGUCAGGGGGUGAUCCCCUUCAAGGACAGCCCUUACUACGAAGUACCCACUGGCCAUGCCCAGCUACACUGUAAGACUCUAACUGCCACUUAAAGAAUUCUGGGGGAAUUAAACCAUUGGAGGAACUAAAGACAACGAUUAGAUAAUCAGAUCAGAUCUCUAGCAGCUAAACUACAUCUUAAGGCACAUCGGAACUUCAAGAUCCUUCCAACUGGGACUCAUGGGCAGGGUGUAUUAAAUAGCUAUAACACAGUCUUUUUUUUGUUCUCACUGCUUUAGCAAACCACAUUGUCUUACUGGUGGUACGUUCUGCUGGCCCACCGCACUGUAGAUAACUCAGUGGGAAACAAAGUUUACUCGCUAGACAUAAAGUUAAAACUCCUUCACCACGUUUGUUUGUUUGUUUGUUUUAAUUUUCUGGAUUGCCUCUCCCCAGAGACACGCAUGUGGCAUUUAAAAAUUUAACCCAAGAACAAAAAAAACCCCUCUUGUAAUCAUGUCGAGAGCUUAUCAUCUUUUCCUCUUAGCACUGAGUGAUCCGUUUUGAACUUCUGAUUGGGACCGUUUUCCAUUUGCAGCUGAGGUUCAGAAAGUUUGAUUUCGGUUAGUAUUUUUUGGUUUAUUUGUUUACAUUUUUGGCUAACACUAAGACUUACAAGAGCAUUUCUGCACUUUUUGUUUGGUUUCAAAGAAGGGAAUUGAAAAUCUGAGAAAUUUCCAUGUCCUAUACCUUCUUCUUCUAGUGGUUGGAGCUGUGUAGUAUUUUAACAUAUAUAUACAAAUAUCUACAUAUAAACAAUAUAAAUUUUGAAUCAGUUAUUUGAUAAAGUAUAUUCAAAGAUGAAGGAAAAAAAUGAAUCAGUCCUGCAGGGACUGAAAAAUUUCCAAUCCUAUCUGGUCUUUUCCUGUUGUGGGGGGAAAAAUGACUCACUCCUCCUUCUGAAAGUAAAAUAAUAAUAAUAAUAAUAAAUAACAAAGGUGGCAUACAAUGGCACUUGAUCACUAAAGUAACAAUGCCAAGAGGGAAAAAAAAAAGCCUUUCUUGGGAGGCAAGGCUCCUCAGAGGCCAAACCCCCAAGACUCCUGUACUAGCACUUUUUGGCAGUCAGAUAGGAAAUAAAGUGUUCUUUGGCACUCAAAACGAGAGAGGUCCAGGGUGGAACAUUUGAAGACACACCAUGGCUUUCUUCUUGUCAAGGACAGCAUUGGUUGACUUUUAAUGGAGCUCAAGAAAAGCAUUUCUGUUGUGUUACUUGCGGUGCAGAUGAUGUCUGUGUAACAACAUAAUGGUUAUUCACCUUUUUUGAUUUUGGUUUUUUGCUGUGUUAUCAAAGAACUUGAAUACUGUGAGAAAAAAAAAGUGAAUUUUAAGUUGAUGAAUCAGCAUCUUGUUCCCAUGGUGAUAACACCAAUUGAAUAUAUCUAUGAGGGCAUGUAUUAGUUAAAGGAAAAAAAAAUACAACACUAACAACACAUAGCUGCAAUGUGUACAAUGGCUGAUUUAAUUAAAUAAAAUGUACAAGUGUUAAAUGUA